UAAUGAGAUAAACACUAAACAGAUAAACAUUUUUAACUUUAUUCAAAAUUCUACAAUUUUAUAUCUUAAAUUUCAAUCAUUUGUUAUGUACUGAAUUAUACUAUUAUUUUGUGAUGCACCAUAUACAUCCAAGACCUUAUAAUGUUUUAAGCAUAACAAAAUAAAUUUUCGUUAUCGUGCGUUCAGCUUACGAUGCACAGUACUUAUAGAUUGAACGGCGUUAUAGUAUACAAGUGGUGAAUAGUUGGACCAUCCUGUGAACUUUGGAAGUUAACGGUAAUUUGAAUCAAGAAUUUUUACGAUUUUUAAACAAUUAUGAACAUUAUAAAAUCAGACGAUAAACUUGUAUUGAAGUCUUCUAUUCAAGAAUCAUUGAAGCACUCAUGCAUUGAAUAUUGUGUGGAAAAACGCGAAAAAUGUUCCAACACAGAAUGCUUUGUCAUUUUUUUGUCACUACUAAUAGCAAUGUAUUCAUAUUUAAGUAAUUCUAUAGUAUUAUGUCCAAAAACUAUUUCUAUAAUUACAAUUUCCUUGAUCAUAUUUGCAUUACGGUUUAGUUUCAAAGUCUCCAACGAAUCAUUACUGAUAACAGCUCCCAUUGGAUUACAGUUGACUACAACUUAUAUAACUGGGCAUCAAAGGGUUUUUUCAUUACCUUGGGAAAGUAUUAUUGAUGUACUUAUUGUUGACAUUAUUCAUACUCAAAAAGUAUUAUAUUAUUUGGCAAUUAAAACACCUCAAAAUGGGAUAGUAACAUUAUUUCAGAAAAGUGCACCAAGGUUACAUUUCUUAGAAAUAAUAUACAAAGAUAUUUACAGGCUACUGGAAAACAACAGAUGAAGUAACUAGCAAAUAUCAAACUUAAUAUAUUUUUAUUUUGUUACAUUAUAAAAUUGAUUAUAUGUCCAUUUUGGAAAAACCCGUUUGUACAAAUUUAAGCAUACAGUGUCUUGAGAUUUUACUUGACCAUCAAAUCCACAUUUCAUGUGUCCAUGAGUACCUGAGAACAGAAAUAAUUAUAUUUAAUACAAAUAGAAGACAUUUUUAAACGUUUGUAUCCAACUAUUAUUUUAAAUUGAAAUAAAUUAAGUUAUAAAACAUA
Molecule: messenger RNA, 1102 nt
Organism: Aphis gossypii (cotton aphid)
Lineage: Eukaryota; Metazoa; Arthropoda; Insecta; Hemiptera; Aphididae
Product: phosphatidylinositol N-acetylglucosaminyltransferase subunit H-like
Exons: 1
Coding region: 316-840 (174 amino acids)
Biological process (GO): GPI anchor biosynthetic process
Cellular component (GO): glycosylphosphatidylinositol-N-acetylglucosaminyltransferase (GPI-GnT) complex
Source: RefSeq, a predicted model, not a curated record